CUCCCGGAAAUACUUGAUCGAUAUCGUCAAGCACGCUGAGGGAGAUCUUACAGGACCAUUCUUCGGCUGACCUCCCGGCUCCCAAUGAUCCCCCCUUUCUGCUCCGAAGUGCUCCGCUUUCCUAUUUAGAAGCAGCUUUAGGGUUUUCCCUUCUCCUUGUCAGUUGGCAGGUGGCGAUCGUGCCUCGAAGGGGAAGAAGGGAGAUGAGGCACAGGGCGUGGGCUUUUAGUUUGGCUUUGUUUUGUCUGCUCUCUUUGAGAACUGGAGCAAGAGAAUUCGAGAGAAGCCGGAGAACAGAGAGGAUCUCAGGUAGUGCUGGUGACGUUCUUGAAGAUGAUCCUGUUGGAAGAUUGAAGGUGUUUGUAUAUGAGCUUCCCAGCAAAUACAACAAGAAGAUACUGCAGAAGGAUCCAAGAUGCCUCACCCACAUGUUUGCUGCUGAGAUCUUCAUGCACCGUUUCUUGAUGUCCAGUCCAGUCCGUACUCUGAACCCCGACGAAGCUGAUUGGUUCUACACACCUGUUUAUACUACUUGUGAUCUAACGCCAAAUGGCCUCCCUUUGCCUUUCAAAUCACCACGAAUGAUGAGAAGUGCAAUACAAUUGAUCUCCUCUAACUGGCCUUACUGGAAUAGGACAGAAGGUGCAGACCAUUUCUUCAUUGUACCUCAUGACUUCGGAGCAUGCUUCCAUUAUCAGGAAGAAAAAGCCAUUGAAAGAGGAAUUCUGCCAUUGCUGCAGCGUGCAACCUUGGUUCAAACCUUUGGACAGAGGAACCAUGUUUGUUUGAAAGACAACUCCAUCACCAUCCCUCCAUAUGCUCCACCGCAGAAGAUGCAAGCCCACUUGAUUCCUCCAGAUAUUCCACGGUCAAUCUUUGUGUACUUCAGAGGUUUGUUUUAUGAUGUUGGAAAUGAUCCCGAGGGCGGUUAUUAUGCAAGGGGUGCAAGGGCAUCAGUUUGGGAGAACUUCAAGGAUAAUCCGCUAUUUGAUAUUUCCACAGAGCAUCCAACCACCUACUAUGAAGACAUGCAACGUGCUAUCUUCUGCCUUUGCCCAUUAGGCUGGGCACCAUGGAGUCCCAGGUUGGUCGAAGCUGUGAUCUUUGGCUGCAUUCCAGUUAUCAUUGCAGAUGACAUUGUGCUACCAUUUGCCGAUGCAAUCCCAUGGGAGGAGAUCGGUGUCUUUGUCGCGGAGAAGGAUGUCCCGAGCCUGGAUACAAUUCUUACAUCUAUUCCUGCAGAGGUCAUAUUGAGGAAGCAGAGACUGCUCGCCAACCCUUCGAUGAAGCAGGCGAUGCUUUUCCCCCAACCUGCUCAACCUGGUGACGCCUUCCAUCAGGUAUUGAAUGGGCUUGCUCGCAAGCUCCCGCACGACGAGAUCAUUUACCUGAAACCUGGACAGUUGAAGUUGAACUGGACUGCGGGUCCAGUGGGUGACUUGAAACCUUGGUAGUGACAGCCAUGGCUGUUAUUCGAGUGAUGGCUUUGAAGCUUGCAGUCCUGAGAAGAAAUGGUGAUUUCUGCUUGUGGUCAUGGAGAGAUUAUUAUGUACGGAGUUUGGGCGCAGUUUUUCAUCCGGACUUCAAUCAAGUGAAAUCAUGAAGUAUUUUUUUUAAUUUUUUAAUUUUUAAUUUCUCUCUUGUACACACCUUAUGUAUAAGAGAGAAUAAA
Molecule: messenger RNA, 1672 nt
Organism: Dendrobium catenatum
Lineage: Eukaryota; Viridiplantae; Streptophyta; Magnoliopsida; Asparagales; Orchidaceae
Product: probable beta-1,4-xylosyltransferase IRX10
Exons: 5
Coding region: 204-1454 (416 amino acids)
Biological process (GO): plant-type secondary cell wall biogenesis; glucuronoxylan biosynthetic process
Molecular function (GO): glycosyltransferase activity
Source: RefSeq, a predicted model, not a curated record